CGGCCGAGCUGCAGUUUCAAUUAGCCUCCGCUAGGCUCCAAGAAGAGACAACUCGCGGCUUUCUUCUCUCGCUCUCGCGAACGACGGACGGACGGAUUGACUCUCUGUCAGUGUUGGAGAACGUGUAGGACGAAGAAAGCACCACGCUCGCUCUCUUUGCGGAAAAAAAAGAAGAAACGAAAACGUCGAAAUGAUCGCGAUGCACUUUGACAUGUUUGCCAGACAAGAGUUCGGUGAAACGUGACACCUCUGGCAGGACUGAACAACGAAAAAGAUAAAUGUUCAUGAUGACGUUAGCCGGAUUGGUGUUGCUGGCGGCCGCCCUGGCCGUGGCAUCGCCGCCCUGUCCGAAGGGUCACGGCUUUUGGGACAUGAGUGGGCAAAAGUGCACCCAGUGCACCGUGUGCGCGCACAACGAAGUGGUGCUGCUGCCGUGCCAGCCUUACAAAGACACAAUGUGCGGGCCCAUUUCGGCGCUCAACAUCAACUGGCCGUGGCAACGGCCGUCCGGCGGCCACAGCAGCAGGGCGACCACCACCACCUCCACCUUCGCUCCCUCGACUCGAUAUUUCUUCACGAAGAAAAUGCGCCCCCUGGCCCGAAAGGUGACCAUGACGAAAACCACCCCGACCAUGACCUCUUCGAGCACCUCCACCACCCCUAUCCCGGAGGUCACGACAGAAACGGCGACGACUGAGACGGAGGUGGUCAAAGAGGUGGAACAAGUGACCACGUCUCCCAUGUUAUCCUCGAGCACCGAGGCCAGUAGCUUCAGUUGGACGGAGAGUUCCUCGGAGGCGACGACCAAGGUGUCCGCGCAACCCUUCCUGGCCACCGAAACGUCCGUCGAGUGGGACUGGCAGGCCCUGGCGCUCGCCGUCACCAUUGCCACGUUUGUGGUGCUGCUCGUGGUCUUUGCCGUGUACGCGGCCGUACACGCGAGAAGAGCCACCGCACGUAGGAGGCGACUGCAGAAAGACCUGGACGCGGCGAGGCUGAGCCUAUUCCCAGUAUCACGAAGCGAGGAUGCGGAACUGCAGACGUUCAGCGCGUCCUCGUCGCCCAAGGGCUUGUACAAUUCGAAUCAGUGCUUGUACUUGGAGAAACUUCUCGAACAAAAACAGUGCAGAAGGGCCAACAUUUAUGUCGAAACCGGACGACAGGCAACGCCAGCACCAGCCCGACGCUCGUCCAGGUGGAAAGAAAAAGAGCUGCCGGCUGAAAAAACGCCGUGAGCAUGGAACAAUUUCUGAUUGCAACCAACGUACAAAUCUCAGCGUGCCCUCUUUAGACAGAUAAGACGAAAAGAAAGGUUUUCUUGGUACAAAACGCAAGAUGCUGUCAUUAGCUGUUAGUUCGGAAGUGAGUCUGAUGUGAACUGUGAGUGCAAGAAUUAUUAAUUACAAACAAAAAAGUAUUCAACAGAAUAUAUGCAAGUGAGCAAAAAAUGUGUCUGACAAAUAAAGUUCGAGUGAU
This is a messenger RNA of Neocloeon triangulifer, 1476 nucleotides long. RefSeq lists its product as uncharacterized. The transcript has 4 exons. The record is from RefSeq and is a predicted model, not a curated record. The coding region runs from base 279 to 1235 and encodes 318 amino acids. Gene Ontology annotation, molecular function: protein binding. Lineage: Eukaryota; Metazoa; Arthropoda; Insecta; Ephemeroptera; Baetidae.